This is a messenger RNA of Didymella exigua CBS 183.55, 568 nucleotides long. RefSeq lists its product as uncharacterized. The coding region runs from base 105 to 482 and encodes 125 amino acids. The transcript has a single exon. NCBI's taxonomy places the organism in Eukaryota, Fungi, Ascomycota, Dothideomycetes, Pleosporales, Didymellaceae. The record is from RefSeq and is a predicted model, not a curated record.
GACACUAUCGCUCAAAAGCCUCUCACUUCUUCCGAGUUGCUUCUCUCUACGCAGGAGUCCGAGAAGCGCGAGACCUACCGCUGGUACUGGUGGUUGGGAAGGAGAUGGGAGGAGCGAUGCCUGGUGUGAGUAUUGGUGCGACACAAGGCGCAGUUGGACAAGCGCAAGCACAACUCAUGCAAUCAAGAGCGACGUCGGAGUAUCUUGACCCUGAAGUACGUCUUCAAUCGCUGAGCUGUAGUCUUCUUCGGCCCAAGAGUAUGACCUUUGGCCUCAGCUGCCUGAGCUUUGGCUCUGGUCUUCUUCUCCUUCUUGAUCCGCUUUCGCUGCUCUUUCACCUGUCGUUUAUGCUCCUCUUCCUCUCGUAUCCUUUCAAAAGCCUUUGUGUAUUCGUGUGCGGCGAGAAAGGCGUGCUCCUCCUUGGACAAGAAAUGGCGGUUCGCAGGACUUGGUGCACCUCCACUAGCUUGAAUAUUGAGUAGGCUAAUAGGAGCAAAGCUCAUGUGCAAUAGACAGUGAGACGCUGUGCUUUUCUACUAUUCAAAAUUUACCGGACGCAAAGGUGUUU